Molecule: messenger RNA, 1089 nt
Organism: Rattus rattus (black rat)
Lineage: Eukaryota; Metazoa; Chordata; Mammalia; Rodentia; Muridae
Gene: Gulp1
Product: GULP PTB domain containing engulfment adaptor 1
Exons: 13
Coding region: 34-951 (305 amino acids)
Source: RefSeq, a predicted model, not a curated record
UUACAGAGCUGAGCAGUUGGGAGUAGCAACAUCAUGAACCGUGCUUUCAGCAGGAAGAAAGACAAAACAUGGAUGCAUAUGCCUGAAGCCUUAUCAAAACAUUAUGUUCCCUAUAAUGCAAAGUUUCUUGGCAGUACUGAAGUGGAGCAGCCAAAGGGAACAGAAGUUGUGAGAGAUGCUGUCAGGAAGCUGAAGCUGAUAUUUAAGAAAAUAUUUGCAAGACACAUCAAAAAAUCUGAAGGCCAGAAGAUUCCUAAAGUUGAAUUGCAAAUAUCAAUUUAUGGAGUGAAAAUUCUCGAACCCAAAACAAAGGAAGUUCAACACAACUGCCAGCUUCAUAGAAUAUCAUUUUGCGCAGAUGAUAAAACCGACAAGAGGAUUUUUACCUUCAUAUGCAAAGAUUCCGAGUCAAACAAACAUUUGUGUUUUGUGUUUGACAGCGAAAAGUGUGCUGAAGAAAUUACAUUAACAAUUGGCCAAGCAUUUGACUUAGCAUACAGGAAAUUUCUAGAAUCUGGAGGAAAAGAUGUGGAAACAAGAAAACAGAUUGCUGGAAUGCAGAAAAGAAGCAGCAGAGGCAGCAGAUGCUGGAUCCAAGACUUAGAAACAGAAAAUAUGGAACUUAAAAAUAAAGUACAAGAUUUAGAAAACCGGUUGAGAACAACUCAAGUGUCCUCGACUCCAGCUGGUGGUGUGACAGUGACUUCUCCUUCCACUGACAUCUUUGACAUGAUUCCAUUUUCCCCAAUAUCACACCAGUCUCCAACAUCUGCUGGCAAUGGCACACAACUACCACCCAUACCUAGCCGAUCUUCAGAGAUCAAACGGGACCUUUUUGGAGCUGAACCUUUUGACCCAUUUAACUGUGGAGCAGGGGACUUUCCUCCUGAUAUUCAGUCCAAAUUGGAUGAGAUGCAGCGCCAGAGAUGGAGGGGUUCAAAAUGGGACUAACUCUUGAAGGAACAGUAUUUUGUCUCGACCCAUUAGACAGCAGGUGCUGACAUCACAAAUGAGUGAUCCUGACAUACUUAUUUUGUUUAUAUACAUAUAUAUCAUUCAUUAUUUUAAGACAGCUAUUAUACUUGUGCC